Messenger RNA from Aspergillus nidulans FGSC A4, 1374 nucleotides. RefSeq lists its product as uncharacterized. Gene Ontology annotation, cellular component: membrane. The transcript has 5 exons. Gene Ontology annotation, molecular function: transmembrane transporter activity. NCBI's taxonomy places the organism in Eukaryota, Fungi, Ascomycota, Eurotiomycetes, Eurotiales, Aspergillaceae. Gene Ontology annotation, biological process: transmembrane transport. The record is from RefSeq and is a predicted model, not a curated record. The coding region runs from base 1 to 1374 and encodes 457 amino acids.
AUGUCAGCGCCAGCGCCUGAGAUCCCUGAGACCAAGAAUGACAUGGACUAUGGCCAUGAGUCGCCAUCGCCCAUCACCUCCGUCAAUGGCCCUGAUAAAGAGCAGGGUGAUGAAGAGACGGACAUCACGUAUGCGGAGCCCCUGCGCUUGACCAUCAUCAUGUGCACGCUGAGCCUCAGCACCCUGAUCGCCGCCCUGGGCCUGCGAUUCCAAAAAAUAACGAGCGACUUCCACGCUCUCGACCAUAUUGGGUGGUACAGCGGGGCCUGCUUCCUGCUCGUCGGCACCACCUCUGCCCCAUGGGGAAAAAUGUACAGAUUUUUCUCGGCCACAUACACCUACAUGAUGGCGCUUGGCUUUUAUUCGGUGGGGAGUGUGGCCGCGGCUGCUGCACCAAACAGCAUUGCUUUGAUCGUUGGGCGUGCCCUACAGGGCUGGGGCUGUGCCGGGACGCUGGGGGGCUCCGUACUGAUCAUCAACUUCACGGCAGACCCCAAAUUCCGUCCAAUGCUUAUUGGGCUGUGGAUGGGCGUUUUUAUGAUCGCUACCACGAUUGGACCGUUGCUUGAUGUGGGGAGUCUAGCGAAGCAAUGGAGUGACGGUGCUGUCAUCGCCACGUUGGCCUUGUGGGUGGCCUUGUCCAUUGCAUUUGUGGCCAUCGAGUGGUUCCAGGGAGAGUAUGCCAUAAUGCCACUGCGCAUGCUGAAGCCGCGCCCAUUCUGGUCGCAUCUCCUCUACGCGUGGAUUGCCAACCUGGGCAACUUCCAGAUCCUGUUUUACCUGCCCAUCUAUUUCCAGUCCAUGCAUGGCUCGCCCGCCAUCAUGAGUGGUGUCUAUAGUUUGCCGUUCAUGGCCUUCUACACCCUUGGUGCCAUUAUUAGCGCCAUUCUCGUCGGGAAAACCCAUCUACUACAGCCUAUUGAGCAAGUCAGGGGGCUGAUCGCCGUGCUGGGCGCCGCUCUGAUCUACUGCAUUGACGUCGGAACUCCCAAAGCCUGGUGGAUCGGCGCGCAGGUCCCGUCUGGCCUGGGAACUGGGCUGGGAAACCAGGUGCCUGUGACGGCGCUACAGGGCUUUGCGACUCCAGAAACUGUGGCCGCCACGAUGGGCGUCGCCUUUAUGUGCCAAUCCAUCAGUGGCGCCUAUUUUGUAUCAGCCGGAAAUUCCAUCUUCAAUAACUACAUGCUGAAGACUCUCUCUGUCACAGCUCCGCGUAUCAGCUCCUUUGAGAUUUUGUAUAUGGGCGUGACCGACCUGAAGAAUGCCUUCCACGGGAAAGACCUUGCCUUGAUUCGACAGGCAUACAUGGUCGGCAUCAAGGAUGUCUUCGCCUUCGCUCUGGCGGGGCCUGCCUCACCGUCGUCCUGGCCUUGA